Molecule: messenger RNA, 1872 nt
Organism: Phacochoerus africanus (Common warthog)
Lineage: Eukaryota; Metazoa; Chordata; Mammalia; Artiodactyla; Suidae
Gene: FGF21
Product: fibroblast growth factor 21
Exons: 3
Coding region: 1138-1767 (209 amino acids)
Biological process (GO): regulation of cell migration; positive regulation of protein phosphorylation; cell differentiation
Cellular component (GO): cytoplasm
Molecular function (GO): growth factor activity; fibroblast growth factor receptor binding
Source: RefSeq, a predicted model, not a curated record
GAGACUAGUCGGAUUUGUGCCCGCUGCCCCGCAAGGGGAACUCCCUCUCCAGAGAUCUGACCCUCAUUUCUCCAGACCCCGGAUUCCCAGACCCCAGACCCCGGACCCCAGCCCCCUCCUCAGCACCCUGAGCAGCCCAGGCCUCCCACCGCCCCCUCAUUCAGAUCUGAUGCCCAGUCUCUUGCACCCUGGGGUUCCAGGAAAUUGCCCUCCUCUUCACUCUCUUUGGGAUCGUGGGUCUAACUUCUGCCUCUGAAGCCCAGGGUCCGUUGCCAACUCUGAGUCAAAGACUCUCACCCCCACACCCCCUCCCUAGGCUAUUUUAAGGGCACCUGUCUGAUCCUGGGUAGCUUCUCUGGUGAAAGAAACACAGGGAUUGCAUCAGGAUCCAGGCAGAGGAGGCUGGAUGUUUGGCCUCUGCGUGCCUGGGUUCCGGCUGGUGUGGAGGUUGGCUUGAAGCUUCCAGACCAGGAACACCUGGGUCCUUGAGGAGCAGACGCUUUGGUCAUGUGGCCUCUGCUCCUUCCCCGAAGAUCAAGGAACCUCAGUGUCCCACCCCAGAGACGCAGAAAUUCAGGUGGGGUGCAGAAAUUCCAGCAGCUGUGCGUAGUUGCAAUCAGUCAGCCAGAGAGGUGGGUUUACCGGGCUCCUAGCCCUCUUCUUGCUCCGAUUCAGAAGUCCGGGCCUGGCCCCCUCCUCCCUCAGACCAGAGUCUGGGCUCCCGGCCCCCUUUCACCCAGGUCCCAGUUCAUCAGCCCCCUGAGCCCUGAUCCUCAGACCCCAGAGUCCAGGCCCCCAGCUCAGAGGACCCCCCCAUUGCAUCAUCCGUUCAGGCUGACCUGGCCACCGUGGAAUCCCAGCUUCUGCCAAGUGGGUCAAAUAUCAUGGGUCAGGCAUCUGGAAGGUGAUUGGGCGGGUCUGUCUGGAUAUAAAUUCUGGAGCUUCUGUAUCCAUCCCAAGAGAUUUGGGUGUUCCUGUCAGCUGUGAAUUCAAGCCCAAGAGGACCUGGGCAUUUGGACAACUCAAGUAGCGUGAAUCUGCUCUUCCAGACCAGCAGCAUCUGCAGCAGCAGAAUCUAGAGCAUUCAGCUGUUCAAACUCCCAGACCCCAGACCUCACCUGAGGACGUGAGCCAUUGAUGGGCUGGGCCGAGGCCAAGUUCGAGCGCCUGGGACUGUGGGUCCCUGUGCUGGCUGUCCUUCUGCUGGGAGCCUGCCAGGCACGUCCCAUUCCUGACUCCAGCCCCCUCCUCCAAUUUGGGGGCCAAGUGCGCCAACGAUACCUCUACACGGAUGAUGCCCAGGAAACUGAAGCUCACCUGGAGAUCAGAGCUGAUGGCACCGUGGCAGGGGUGGCCCGCCAGAGCCCCGAAAGUCUCUUGGAGCUGAAAGCCCUGAAGCCAGGGGUCAUUCAAAUUUUGGGAGUCCAGACAUCCCGGUUCCUGUGCCAAGGGCCAGACGGGAGACUGUACGGAUCGCUCCACUUUGACCCUGAGGCCUGCAGCUUCCGGGAGCUGCUUCUUGAGGAUGGCUACAACAUUUACCAGUCUGAGGCCCUUGGCCUCCCACUCCGGCUGCCUCCGCACCGCUCCUCCAACCGGGACCUGGCCCCCCGGGGACCUGCUCGCUUCCUGCCACUGCCAGGUCUGCCCCCAGCGCCCCCGGAGCCGCCAGGGAUCUUGGCCCCCGAACCUCCCGACGUGGGCUCCGCGGACCCCCUGAGCAUGGUGGGGCCUUCACACGGCCGGAGCCCCAGCUACACUUCCUGAAGCCACAGGCUGUGUAUGAUUGGGUCUCCUCUUUAUUUAUUGUAUUAUUUAUCUUAUUUAUUUUUUAAUUUUUCUUACUUGGGAUAAUAAAGCAUCUGAGAGGAG